AUGGGGGACAGUGGCGAGCGGAGCCCCUUGUUGGGGGGGACACCCCUCAAGGGACGCGGGGCGGCAUGCGCGGCCGUGCUGGCGGUGGAGGGUCUGGAGCGGGCGGCUUUCUUCGGCAUCACGGCCAACCUGGUGCUCUACCUCACCAGUGGCACCUUCGGCUGGGGGGGCACCCAGGCGUCCCGCGCCUGUCUGCUCUUCCUGGGGGCUUCCUACCUGCUCUCCCCCAUCGGCGGCUGGCUGGCCGACGUCUACCUGGGCCGCUACGGCACCGUGGCCCUUAGCUUCUUGCUGUACCUGCUGGCGGCAUGCCUGCUGCCCGUCACCGCAUCGCUGGACGGACGCCUCUCGGUGUGCGGGCAGCUGCCCACCGACGCCAUCCGAAACUGCUCUUGGCACCGCGGUGGGACGUGCCGGGGACAGCCCCCCGAGCAGUACUGUGCCCCCACCAUCUACAGCGGUCUCCUGCUCUUGGCGCUGGGCGUCAGCUCCGUCAGAGCCAACCUCACCCCCUUCGGCGCCGACCAGGUGAGGGACCAGGGCGGUGACGCCACGCGGCGCUUCUUCAACCGGUUCUACUGGAGCAUCAACAUCGGGGCUCUCUUCUCCCUGCUGGUGGUGGCCUUUGUCCAGCAGAACAUCAGUUUCCUGGCCGGAUACCUCAUCCCCGUCGCCUGUCUGGCCUUGGCCCUCCUCAUCUUCCUCCUGGCCACCCCCACCUUCGUCACCAAGCCCCCCACGGGCAGCCAGGUCUCUGCCAUGAUCAAGUUGGCCCUGCAGAGCUGCGGCUGCACCUGGCUGAGCGCUCGCCAGUGGGAGCCCGGGGACCCUCUCCCCAACAGCGGAGCCCAGCCCGGAGCACCUUCACCCGAGGAAGACCUUGCCAACUUCCAGGUGCUGGCCCGGAUCCUGCCCGUGAUGCUGCCCUUCAUCCCUUACUGGAUGGUCUACUUCCAGAUGCAGUCGACGUAUUACCUGCAAGGUCUGCACCUCCACAUCCCCAGCAUCUUCCGGCACGGCCGGGACCGCGCCAGCACCCUCCAGGGCUACACGUUCCCGGACGCCUGGCUGCUCCUGGCCAACGUGGUGGUCUUGCUGGUCUUGGUGCCCCUGAAGGACCACGUCAUCGACCCCUUCCUAGCCCGGCGGAGGCUGUUGCCCUCGGCGCUCAAGAGGAUGGCCCUGGGCAUGUUCUUCGGCCUCGCCUCCGUCCUCGCGGCAGGCAUCCUGGAGCGGGAGCGGCUGCAGCACGUGCGCCGCAACCAGACGGUGCCGCAGCUCAUCGGUAAGGACCGCUACCUGGCUGCCACGCUGCCCAUCUGGUGGCAGGUCCCCCAGUACCUGCUCAUCGGCAUCAGCGAGCUCUUUGCCAGCAUCCCCGGCCUGGAGUUCGCCUACGCCGAGGCCCCCAAGUCCAUGAAAGGAGCCAUCAUGGGUCUCUUCUUCUUCAUCGCCGGCGUGGGCUCGCUGCUGGGGUCGGGGCUGCUGACCCUCCUCGCGCUGCCCACCCACGGGUGGACGCGCUGCCCAGAGGACUACGGGAGCAUCAAUAGCUGCCGCAUGGAUAACUACUUCUUCCUGCUGGCCGGGAUCCAGUCGAUCACCUGCCUGAUCUUCACCUGGAUCUCCAGGCGCUACGAGAGCUGGCCGCCCCGGCCGGGUGCCCCCCACCUCUGCGCGGGGCCGGAGGAGGGCUGA
This is a messenger RNA of Gavia stellata (red-throated loon), 1698 nucleotides long. It is a transcript of the gene SLC15A3, whose product is annotated as solute carrier family 15 member 3. NCBI's taxonomy places the organism in Eukaryota, Metazoa, Chordata, Aves, Gaviiformes, Gaviidae. Bases 1 to 1698 code for a protein of 565 amino acids. The record is from RefSeq and is a predicted model, not a curated record. Gene Ontology annotation, biological process: transmembrane transport; oligopeptide transport. Gene Ontology annotation, molecular function: transmembrane transporter activity. Gene Ontology annotation, cellular component: lysosomal membrane. The transcript has 8 exons.